AUGCAACGAGUGAUUAGCCGAAAGCGACGAUCGAACCAACGUCAACUCGCUAAUGCUGCCAAUAAUAAUUCACCGGCAUUGAAAAGUGCAAGAUUGGGAAAUAAUAUCGCUGAAGAAAAUGGUAAUUGUGGCUCAUUAGAGGCGUUAAUGGCCGCUUCUGAACAAUUCAAAGUUUUGUUCAAUUCAAAUUCAGGCAUGGAAGAAGAGUUGGAUGCGGCGAGUAGCUCAAGUAUGGAACUGGCCGCAUUGCUAGCGAAUGCAACACUGAACAGAUCCAUGCUGGAGAAAAUCUACGAGACGAUGUUAUCUUCAUGUCAAGCUGGACCGAGUUAUACACCGAUCGCAUCCACUUCUGAGCAUGCUCUUUCGCCUGAACACCUUGAAAUUGAACUCGAUAACGUAAUUAGUUUUAUUUUUUUUUCUACGGUGUUCAUUUUUGUUUUCAAUCAAAUGAAUCGCUGA
Anisakis simplex (herring worm) is the source of this 462-nucleotide messenger RNA. Lineage: Eukaryota; Metazoa; Nematoda; Chromadorea; Rhabditida; Anisakidae. The record is from the annotation of a GenBank genome assembly.